Messenger RNA from Scylla paramamosain (green mud crab), 4425 nucleotides. It is a transcript of the gene AGO1, whose product is annotated as protein argonaute-2-like. The record is from RefSeq and is a predicted model, not a curated record. Bases 175 to 2988 code for a protein of 937 amino acids. Lineage: Eukaryota; Metazoa; Arthropoda; Malacostraca; Decapoda; Portunidae. Gene Ontology annotation, biological process: regulatory ncRNA-mediated post-transcriptional gene silencing. Gene Ontology annotation, molecular function: miRNA binding; RNA endonuclease activity; protein binding. The transcript is spliced from 20 exons.
AGAACCGCCGCGUCAGUCUUCCUCGGACAGGAAGUCACUAACGCCAUUUUCAACACUUCCAAGUCUGAGAUUUCUCUAGUUUCGUCCUUAAAUUAGCGACUAUUGUAGAGUUCAUGUACCCUGUCGGGCAGCUGAUAAUUUAAAAGAAUAUUGCCCAAAGCCAUUGGCAAAGGAAUGACAAAAGCACCUGGUCCUCCUGGCCCUCCCGGCCCUCCCACGGGCCCGGGGGGACCCCCAGGACCAGCUGGCCCCCCAGUGCCCCGCCCCAUCACCCUACCUCCGGGACCCACCCCUGCAACUGGACCAAUAACAACCAUAGUGGCGCCUGCUGCAACGACACCUGCUGUGGCCACUGGCACAGGAAUAUCAGCCCUGCUGCCCCCAGAGCUGCCAACAUUCGUGGCACCAAGAAGACCCAACCUUGGGCGGGAGGGUCGGCCCAUCACCCUGAGGGCCAACCAUUUCCAGAUCUCCAUGCCCAGGGGCUAUAUCCACCACUACGAUGUUAGCAUUCAACCUGACAAGUGCCCCAGAAAAGUUAACAGGGAAAUUAUUGAGACUAUGGUCCAUGCAUUCCCAAGGAUCUUUGGCAGCUUGAAGCCUGUAUUUGAUGGAAGAAGCAAUCUCUACACCAGAGACCCUUUGCCCAUUGGGAAUGAAAAAAUGGAGCUGGAGGUGACACUGCCAGGGGAGGGGAGAGACAGGGUAUUCAAAGUGGCCAUGAAGUGGCUGGCACAGGUGAACCUCUAUACCCUGGAAGAGGCACUUGAGGGCCGCACCAGGACCAUCCCCUAUGAUGCCAUCCAGGCGCUGGAUGUGGUGAUGCGCCACCUGCCCUCCAUGACCUAUACCCCGGUUGGUCGGUCCUUCUUCUCGGCCCCAGAUGGUUACUACCACCCGUUGGGGGGAGGGCGAGAGGUUUGGUUCGGCUUCCACCAGAGUGUCCGUCCCUCACAGUGGAAGAUGAUGCUCAAUAUUGAUGUUUCAGCAACUGCAUUCUACAAGGCCCAGGCAGUGAUAGAGUUCAUGUGUGAAGUCUUAGACAUCAGGGAAAUAGGAGAGCAAAGGAAACCCCUUACUGACUCGCAACGAGUGAAGUUCACCAAGGAAAUCAAAGGACUUAAGAUUGAAAUUACACACUGUGGAACUAUGCGAAGAAAGUAUCGCGUAUGUAACGUCACUAGAAGACCUGCACAGAUGCAGUCAUUCCCAUUGCAGCUUGAAAACGGCCAGACUGUUGAGUGUACAGUGGCAAAGUAUUUCCUUGACAAAUACAAAAUGAAACUCAGGUUCCCUCAUCUACCCUGCUUACAGGUUGGUCAAGAACACAAGCACACUUACCUCCCCUUGGAGGUCUGCAAUAUUGUUCCAGGCCAGCGGUGCAUCAAAAAGCUAACUGACAUGCAGACUUCCACAAUGAUCAAGGCUACUGCAAGGUCUGCCCCUGAUCGAGAAAGAGAAAUUAACAAUUUGGUUCGCAAGGCAGACUUCAAUAAUGACCCAUAUAUGCAAGAGUUUGGGCUGACUAUCAGCACUGCAAUGAUGGAGGUGCGAGGGCGUGUCUUGCCACCCCCAAAGCUGCAGUAUGGAGGUCGCACCAAACAACAAGCCCUCCCCAACCAAGGGGUGUGGGAUAUGAGGGGCAAGCAGUUCUUCACAGGAGUAGAGGUGCGGGUAUGGGCAGUGGCAUGCUUUGCCCCUCAGCGUACUGUCCGGGAAGAUGCACUUCGCAACUUUACCCAGCAGCUACAGAAAAUCAGUAAUGAUGCAGGGAUGCCGAUCAUAGGCCAGCCUUGUUUUUGUAAGUAUGCCAAUGGGCCUGACCAAGUUGAGCCCAUGUUCCGGUACCUGAAAAGCACCUUCACUGGUCUGCAGCUGGUGUGUGUGGUGCUGCCUGGCAAGACUCCAGUCUAUGCUGAAGUGAAGCGGGUUGGGGACACCGUUCUUGGUAUGGCCACCCAGUGUGUACAGGCCAAGAAUGUCAAUAAAACAUCUCCACAAACCUUGUCAAACCUCUGCCUCAAGAUUAAUGUCAAGUUGGGAGGCAUCAACUCCAUUCUAGUCCCAGGCAUCAGACCGAAGGUGUUCAAUGAGCCAGUCAUAUUCCUUGGUGCUGAUGUGACUCACCCUCCGGCGGGUGACAACAAGAAACCGUCCAUUGCUGCUGUGGUGGGAUCCAUGGAUGCUCACCCAUCACGUUACGCUGCAACUGUUCGAGUGCAGCAACACAGACAGAAUGGAUCAACAGCACAAGGCCAAAGUGCCAGUGAUGGCUCGCGACCCAGACAACUGACUUUCGCAAGGACAGCGCAUGAUGAGGUAAUUCAAGAACUGUCCUCCAUGGUAAAGGAGCUGCUCAUACAGUUCUACAAGUCCACAAGAUUCAAGCCCAACAGGAUCAUUCUGUACCGUGACGGUGUGAGCGAGGGACAGUUCCAGACAGUCCUGCAGCAUGAGCUUACUGCCAUGAGGGAGGCCUGCAUCAAGCUAGAGGCUGACUACAAGCCAGGCAUAACCUAUAUUGCUGUACAGAAGAGACACCAUACCAGGUUAUUCUGUUCAGACAAGAAAGAACAGAGUGGCAAGAGUGGCAACAUUCCUGCAGGUACCACAGUGGAUGUUGGCAUUACACAUCCAACAGAAUUUGACUUCUACUUGUGUUCCCACCAAGGUAUUCAGGGCACGAGUCGACCCAGCCAUUACCAUGUCUUGUGGGAUGACAACCACUUUGACAGUGAUGAGCUUCAGUGUCUCACUUACCAGCUGUGUCACACUUAUGUCAGAUGCACCCGCUCCGUCUCAAUACCUGCUCCAGCCUACUAUGCUCAUCUGGUUGCCUUCAGGGCUCGCUAUCAUCUCGUCGAGAAGGAGCAUGACAGUGGUGAGGGCUCUCACCAGUCAGGCAACAGUGAAGACCGCACUCCCUCGGCCAUGGCUCGGGCUGUUACAGUACAUGUGGACACCAAUAGGGUCAUGUACUUUGCUUAAUGGGCCCUGGGUCUAGUCCUCUAGAGGGUCACUGCCCUUGUGCAAGUCUCCUGGACGCUCCAGCAGAUCUACUCGUCGAUGGUCGUCGUCGUGUCAGCGUCGUAGACUGACACUUAUCUUAUCUGGUUGGAUUGUCCGACUUAAAAAAUCUUUCACAAAGAUGGAAAUGGUAUUUGUGAUCAAUGUUGGGGUUCUCAUUGUGAUAUUUUUGGAAGAAGUUUUGUUCCAGGUAUUCCACUACCUCUGAAUACCUGUGAGAGAGGAGGGAUGGGAGAUUGAGGGGGAUGGAAUGAAGUGUUUGGCCAGAAACAAAUGGAGACUUCUGUCAUGGCCAUCCCCUCGAGGGAGUUCCAAGAAAAGUUUGUCAGAGUAGAUUAGAUAAGAUUUAUGCUUUUGUUAGAAAUCUCAGACAUAUUACUGUUUUGUUUUUAUACUUUUCAAAAAAAAUAUAGUUGUAGAAACGAAAACAUCUGGAAGUGUUGGAAAAUUAACGUUGGUGGCAUUCCUUGAAGAUGUUUGGAGGUUGCUAAUGCCAGAUGUACUCUAGCAUAUUUUAGAGUGGGACUUUUUCCAAUAGGUUACAGUUUAUUAUGUGAAUUCUUCCAUAAAUUCACAAGUUAGAUUUUUGUACCAGACUCAUGUACCUGCAGGAAACGUGUAGAAGUCCCUGGCCUCACGUGCCUCCCACCAGGGGCUUUUCAUUGUUGAGGCAAUUAAGUUUUUUCUCUCCUUUCUAUCAGCAGCAUUAUGUGCAUUUCUUACAUCGAGUUAUUUGAGGAAAUGUAAAGCCGUAGCAUUCUGUGUGACUUACCUUGAGGUGUUCAUCACCUUGGUGAAGGGAUGCCCCCAGGUGACUUUGAGCAGCAGUGAGGCUCCCAUGGAGAUUGUUAGUGUCAGUCUCCUGGGUUUGUACUGUUACUGUCUCAACAGUGACGGGUCUUAGUUGUGUGUUGUUUGUGGUGUAACGAGGCUGGGGAAUCCAAAGCCACUAUGACAUGGACUUUUAUUAACUAAGGUAAUAACUUUUGCAGUCACAUUUUUUACUGCCAUUUUUUAUUUUAUUAUUUAUAGAAGGUAACCUGGUACCUUGGUGUGGGGCUGGUGCUCUCCCUGCUCAAUUUUGGAGUCAAUACUGCUAUUGUUCAAAAAUUGUCUCCAUCAUAAUCAUAUUCAUUUAAGUGUCACAGUGUUGAAAGUGAUGCCUGAACAAAAAGGGGUUGAAAUGUGGAUGUCUCUAAUUUGCAUAUUUUCUCUUUUCCUCACAAGAAAUGACUUCAAGAACUGACUAAUGUAUAUGGCAGUGUUGACUUUGUGAUGCAGGUGUUGGGUGCAUCUUUCUCACUCAUGAACCUGAUUGCACGUGUGUGUGUGUGUGUGUGUGUGUGUGUGUGUGUGUGUGUGUGUGUGUGUGUGUGUGUGUGUGUGUGUGUGUGUGUG